UCGAGUGUCGUGCCCGGGCCUCGGCCUCGGCCACGCCGCGGCGAUGCGCUGCCCUGCCCGCGAGCGGGCCCUGAAGCGCUGUGCACUGAAGGGAGAUGGCGGCCGCGCGGCCUCGGGGCGCUCCGCGCAGGCGCAGGCGGGGCUCGGUCGCGUCAUCACCGUGCGCCCGCCGCGGCGCCGACGGCGGCGGAGGGGGUUCCUGCUCAGGACUGGAGAGCGCCGAGCGAACCGCAGCUUCUCUUUGGGUGCGAAGGCAGCCCGGUUCCCCCGCGUGCUCCAGCAGUGCGCUAUGAACAGAGGCACCGCUCGAGGCAAAGGCUCGUAUUUUACCGGUCCAAGACCUAACUACUCCAGCACUAACCCAGGUUUCUCCAACCGCCCCCACACCCUGCAGGAAACCAACCGGGAAGCCUUUUCACGACAGCAGUUCCUAGAAGGGCAGGACAGCAAAGUCCGUUCAAUUCAGGAGCUGCAACCGUACAAGGAGCCGCGCGUCGGAGGCUUGCGGGCUGUGACACCGGCUCCUGCAGGGAGAUGGCCGGCCAGGCGCGGCAGAGCAGGAUGCCAUAGGUUCUCCAACAGGGGCCAGCGGGUGGAAACUUCGUUGCAUUGUCGCCCUCCUCAGCACCGCGGUCAGGAGAACCGGGAGAGAGAUUCUGACACCAUAAGUCUGAAUUUCCAGAGGCUGUCUCUUGCCGGGCAGAACUAUGAACAGGAAAUUCUGACUACCUUCAGGCAGCUUGGGGUGGGGAAGACCUGUACGGUUUAUGAUCUUGCACGGAAGCUUAAAACUCAAAAGAAAGAAGUCAAUCGUAUUUUGUACAAGCUCCUCAAAGAAGGCAAAUUGCACAAAGGUGAAGAGACGCCGCCGCUGUGGAGGAUUGCCAGCCCAAGCGCGGGGAGAGAAAGAAACCCUCCUGAGCACGGGGGGAGCAGCGCGGCCUCAGCUUCUGAGGGCAGAGGGGAGAGGAGCGUGGCUGGCUCGAGAGACGUCAGCCCCACGAUGGCUGAGACAAAGGACAAAAUCUGCAACUACUUGUUCAGAGUGGCAGAAACAACGGCGCUCAACCUUGCCAAAAACAUUGGCUUUUCGAGGGCCAAGGACGUUAACGCCUUUCUCAGCGCUCUGGAGAAGCUGGGCGAUGUCCACAAGGAAAACUCGAACCCUCCACGAUGGUCCCUGACGGACAGGAAACGCGAGCGGAUGCAGAUGCGGCUGAAGGCCAGCGCGGGGACCAAAAGAGUAGAUCCCAACCCUGGGUCGAGUUUGCCAUCUUCCUCCGAUCCUCCAGAUCCGCAGGAGGUGACCGUGGCCGCAGCUUCACCAGCAGCAGCAGGAUCGAGCGUAGAGAACGGGCAGCAGCCUUUGGGACAGACCGGUCAGAGCAGCGACAGUGACACGGAAGCGGCCGUGCCCGAGGACACGAAGCCCCUCUUUUCUAGCUUCAGUACCUAUGACAGCUCUGAAAAUGGCAGGUGGGCUUCGGAUGAUAUCCCGGACAAUCUGAACACCAUCAACAAGCAGCCUGAGGAGUCCGAGUCCAUCAUGAACUCCCAGGCUUCCCCCAGUUACGCCGCCCAGUUUGAGACUGGUUUCCCAUGUACGCCGGUCGAGAAGCUGAUGGCUUGUCAGGAGAAGAACCCAGUGAGUGGCCUUACCGAAUAUUCCCAGUACACCUCCCAGCACUGUGAGUUUGACAUGCUGGAGCAGAGCGGGCCCUCUCACGAGCCACGAUUUAAGUUCCAGGCAGUGAUCAGCGGGCGCCGAUUCCCACCAGCAGAAGCAGGGAGCAAAAAGCUUGCCAAGCAGGAGGCAGCAGCUAAUGCUAUGAAGGUCCUGAUGCAAGAAGCAGAGAACGAAAGGCCCGAUGGAAUGAAAUGUGAAGAGCCGUUUCCAUCCAACAGUUCUGAAUCAGAACAGCCUUUGCACUCGGAGCCAGAGUCGUCGUCUGCGCCAGCUCAACUGAACGUGCUUCCCGGGAAGCACCCUAUCAGCGUGUUAAUGGAAUACGGACAAAAAUCAGGGAACACGAUUGAAUUCCAGCUGCUCUCUCAGGAUGGCCCCCCUCAUGAUCCUAGGUUCAGCUACUGUGUGAAAAUGGGUGACCAAAUUUUCCCUGCUGUGGUAGGAAACAGCAAGAAGGGAGCAAAGCAAAUGGCAGCAGAAGUUGCCAUGAAGAUUCUUUCUGGAGAGCCUGUGCCACGUGUCUCACCUGAACAGCCUGUCGUGAAGCCCCAGGGGGAGCAGUCCACGCGCGGCAGUGGAGCACAGGUCAUCGCUCCGGAUGAAUCCAAGGCAGCAAAAGCGAAGGGCGUUGGGGAGCUCAUCAAAUACCUUAACGUCAACCCUGUCAGCGGCCUGCUGGAGUACGCCCGCUCUAAUGGCUUUGCUGCAGAGUUCAAACUCAUUGACCAGUCAGGACCUCCCCACGACCCAAAGUUUGUCUAUCAGGCGAAGGUUGGAGGCCGCUGGUUCCCAGCUGUAACUGCACACAGUAAAAAACAGGGCAAGCAGGAGGCAGCUGACGCAGCGCUCCGAGUCCUGAUCGGGGAAACGGAGAAGGCUGAGCGCAUGGAGGGAAUCAACAUCACAGAGCAAUCCUGGUCUGCGUCCCCGUUCCAGCUCCCUGUAAGUGGCAGCACCCUCCACGAUCAGAUGGCCAUGCUGAGCCACCAGCGCUUCAAUGCCCUCACGGCUCGCAUCCAGCACAGCCUGCUUGGGCGGAAGAUCCUGGCUGCCAUCAUCAUGCGGAGGGGAAGCAACGACCUGGGAGCUGUGGUCAGCAUCGGAACAGGUAAUCGAUGUGUGAAAGGAGAAGAACUGAGCUUGAAGGGGGAGACUGUGAAUGACUGUCAUGCGGAAAUCAUUUCUCGAAGAGGCUUUGUGAGGUUUCUCUAUAGUGAGCUGAUGAAGUAUGAUCCGUCUAACCCUUCUUCUGCAGAAGAGAGCAUUUUUGAGCCAGCGGGGAAGAAGAGACUCAAAAUAAAGAGCAAUGUCACCUUUCACCUCUAUGUCAGCACAGCGCCUUGUGGGGACGGGGCACUCUUUGAUAAAUCCUGCAGCGAUCAGGCGAGCGCCAUGGGGCAAGCCCAGCAUCAGCCUCUCUUUGAGAACCCCAAGCAAGGCAAGCUGCGGACCAAGGUGGAGAACGGGGAAGGCACCAUCCCCGUGGAGUCGAGUGACAUUGUGCCAACUUGGGAUGGGAUCCAGCAUGGGGAGAGGCUGCGCACCAUGUCCUGCAGUGACAAAAUCUUACGCUGGAAUGUACUCGGUUUGCAAGGAGCGUUGCUGUCACACUUCAUAGAGCCAGUUUAUCUCAGCUCUGUUACGCUUGGUUACUUGUACAGCCAGGGCCAUUUGACGCGUGCAAUCUGCUGCCGCAUGGUGCGAGAUGGGGACGUGCUGCAGAAGAAGCUCCAGGCUCCGUAUCACAUCAACCACCCUGAGGUUGGGCGAGUCAGCGUAUACGACUCUGCAAGGCAGACGGGCAAGACGAAGGAGUCCUCGGUGAACUGGUGUCUUGCUGAUGAAAGCGAAGUUGAAGUCUUGGAUGGCACAAAGGGGAAAGUAGAUGGACCGAAGCUGGAGGUGUCCCGUGUAUCGAAGAGGAAAACAUUUGCCCUGUUCCAGCAGUUAUGUGCCAAGAACAACUACAAGGACCUGCAGAAGCUCUUGGUGUACUCAGAAGCUAAGGAGGCAGCCACGUCAUACCAAGAAGCUAAGCAGUGCUUCUUCAGCGCGCUAGAAGAGAUGGGCUACGGCAGUUGGAUCCGCAAACCCCAAGAGGAAGAUAAUUUCUCUUUCCUUGAUGCAUAAUGAGAUUCCCUGGGGGUGUGUGGCUGAGCGCGCAGGUGGGAGCAUGGGUGUGCGCGUCCAUCUUUCACCACCGCCUUUUUGAAAUGGAGUCAGUAGUGUGCAGCAGUUUCCCCUGUAGGCCUGGCUGCCUUCUCUCUGCUCCUGUUACUCUGAGACCCUGCCCUUUCUCUUUUAAAACAUGCAUGAAAAUUGUUGUAUUUUUUUUAAGCUGGGGCAGGCUCAGUCUGUUUGCUUUUAUGUUCACAUCUUCUCUUUUUUAAAAGAUGGCACAAGAAACCAGAGGGAUUCUUGGACUGCAAACCUGAAACACUGCACUGUGCACUGCAGCUCCCUCUGGCAGGUUUUGAGGCAAAUUCUCUCUUUUGAGAAAGCUGGCUGGUCUCAUGUCUCUUGUUCUCUCUGUUGGAUGGUGACUGGCAGCCCGUCUGGGCUGGGACACAGACUGAUCUCUGCAAGGCGGCCAGCAAAACAUUCCCUGUUUAAUAAAUUUUCUGUAUUGUUAACUG
Oxyura jamaicensis (ruddy duck) is the source of this 4323-nucleotide messenger RNA. It is a transcript of the gene ADAR, whose product is annotated as adenosine deaminase RNA specific. NCBI's taxonomy places the organism in Eukaryota, Metazoa, Chordata, Aves, Anseriformes, Anatidae. The coding region runs from base 44 to 3817 and encodes 1257 amino acids. Gene Ontology annotation, molecular function: double-stranded RNA adenosine deaminase activity; double-stranded RNA binding; tRNA-specific adenosine deaminase activity. The transcript has 15 exons. Gene Ontology annotation, cellular component: cytoplasm; nucleolus. The record is from RefSeq and is a predicted model, not a curated record. Gene Ontology annotation, biological process: adenosine to inosine editing; RNA processing.